UGUGUCAUUUCCUGAAAGUACAUGUGUAGAGCUUAGACAGCUCUGCAUUAGGUGUGGUCUGUGCCAUAAACUACACUUCAGGUGAACUAUAAAACUUCGCUUAACAAACUAUCCUGUUUCAGUUGUUCUGUACACUAACAAUGGCCAGAAGACAUCUGAUGUUGUGGAUCUUCACUCUGUGUGUUUUACUCAAUCCCUCAGUUGGUCACUUUUCUGAACUUGAUGGAAAAAAGGUCUAUGAGAUUGUUCGACCAAUCAAAUUACAUGAGCUACAAAAAAGAGAUUUAAAGUCAAGAUCUGAUACAGUGAAAUAUGCCAUGACGCUGGGUGGUAGAGACAUUGAAAUGCAUCUCCAGAAAAAUGAUGGCAUGCUGACUAAAGACUACAGUGAGACCCACUACACUAAAGACGGGAUGCUUGUUACAACCACACCUGAAGAUCUGGACUUAUGCUAUUAUCAUGGGAAAAUAGUAAAUGACAGCGAGUCAUUGGUUAGCAUGAGCACCUGUGAUGGACUACGAGGCUAUUUCCAAACAGCAGAGCAGAGGUUUCUGAUCGAGCCGUUGUCCGAAGAUAGUGAUGGUGACCAUGCUGUCUUUAAGUAUGAAGACGCACAUGGAGACACGCCGAGGGUGUGUGGAGUCACCAACACUAGUUGGGAUGAGAGUGAGGAUGGCACUCCUCCACGCAUCCUCAAAACCCGUUCUCGUUCCUCAGGGCCAACAUUGUUCCAGCAACAAAAAUACAUCGAGUUCUUCCUUGUGGCAGACAACAGAGAAUACAAGAAUUUCGGCAGCGAUCUUGAGAAACUGAGAAAGAGGAUAUUUGAGAUCAUCAAUUUCAUCAAUAGUGUUUAUAAAGAAAUCAACACCUUUGUUGCUCUGACUGGAUUUGAAGUGUGGACAGACAGCGAUAAGAUAACAGUCUCCUCUGCUGCUGGAGCAACCUUAGACGGCUUUUCUAAGUGGAGGAACAGUGAGCUUGUCAAAAGAAAGAAGCACGACAAUGCCCAACUUCUCAGUGCAAUUGACCUUGAUGGAUCAACUGUGGGUCUAGCUUACAUUGGAACCCUGUGUGGAGGUCUUUCAACAGGGAUUGUGCAGGAUCACAACACUAAUGCUAUAGCAGUGGGGGCUACUCUGGCCCAUGAGAUGGGGCACAAUCUCGGGAUGAGUCAUGACAGCAGCUCCUGCGUUUGUUCUGAUAGAGAUUGUAUUAUGACAGCUGCUCUCAGCUAUUUCAUCCCUAAACACUUUAGCAGCUGUAGUACUGGUACCUAUGCAGACUACCUGAACAACAGAAACCCGGAAUGUCUUCUAAAUAAGCCCGAACCAAAAGAAUUGAUUCAGCCGGCUGUGUGUGGAAAUGGAUUUGUGGAGAUAGGAGAAGAAUGUGACUGUGGAACGGUGCAAGAGUGUACAAACCCAUGCUGCAAUGCAACCACCUGCAAACUGACAGAGGGCUCACAGUGUGCAACAGGAGAAUGUUGUGAGAAUUGCAAGAUCAUGCCAACCUCACAUGUGUGUCGUCCAAAAAAUGAUGACUGCGAUUUGCCCGAGUCCUGCACUGGAAAAUCAGCCGUGUGUCCUGAAGAUGUCUUUACAGUCAAUGGACAACCUUGCAAAAAUGGGAAAGGUUAUUGCUACAAUGGCCAGUGCCCUCAGAGAGAGGAGCAGUGCAUUAAAAUGUGGGGUUCAACUGCUGAGGUGGCUGAAGACUAUUGCUACAACCAAAACACAAGAGCAGAGUACUACGCCUACUGCAAACGUAAUGGCGAUAAAUAUAUCGGAUGCCAAAAACAAGAUGUGAUGUGUGGAAAACUGUUCUGUGUAAAAGGCAACAAAGGUCCCAAUUAUGGACGAUUGGUAACAUUCAAGAACUGUAAAGCCACAUUCUACGGCAAUCCUGAAGAGGAUUACGGCCAAGUCGACACUGGCACCAAAUGUGGGGAAGGGUUGGUUUGUAACCAGAAUGAGUGCGUUGACAUAGAGACGGCUUACAAAGCAACAAACUGCUCAGCCAAGUGCAAAGGCCAUGCGGUUUGUGAUCACAGACUGCAGUGCAGAUGUGAACCUGGAUGGCUGCCGCCAGAUUGUGAAUCAACAACCGCAAGUGAUGGUUUGUCUAAAGGUGUGAUUGUAGCCAUUGUUGUGGUUGUUCUGAUUGGGAUUCUUCUAAUUGGACUGGGAGUCUUCUUUUACAAACGCAGAAAGAGCACACCACAUUCAUCUAUCCAUCCAAGGCAGCAGAAAGUUCAUGUUGUUGACAUCCCUGACUUGAGCCACCAGGGAUUGCAGAUGCCAAAUCAGAAGCCAUUUCCGGUAAUAAAACCUUCAGCACCUCCUCCACCUCCACCUGUUUCAGUCCAGGCCAGAGCUCUACAUAAUGACUUCAUAUCUGCACGUCAGGCUCUUAAACCACCUCCAAGGGUGUGAUGUCUAGCACCUGUCAAACCUCAAGAAGCUGAAACCACACUUUGGGAUAUUCAAUCACUCCAGACCCUGCAGAAGGGCUUGCAAGUGUUUGAAAGAGGCUUAAUAAACUCUUCAGGAGAAGACAAUAUCUGUGAAAAUAAGCCACAUACUUAUCAGAGUAACACAAAAUGAAUUUUAGUGUGCAAAAGAUUGUCUUUGAGUCACAUAAUGAAUUUUAAGUUGUUUGUUUUUAACCGGAAUGUUUUUUUUAUAUAUAUAAAUUUACAUUUAUUUAUUUGUACAGUCAGUUUCUGUGUAAAUGAGCUUGACUUGUGUAUAGUAAUGGUUUUUAUGAUUUGUCAGCAAUAAUAGCUGACACAUUUCCACUGAAUGUUCAAGAAACAGAAAGCUGCUUCUCUAAAGUCAAAACUCUCAUAGAUGCGAUUCUUUUCAAGUUUUUCAUAGCAAUGUCUUGAAAACAAUACUGUACUUCAUACAUACAUUUUGUUACAAUGCACUUUCAACAAAUAUUAGCAAAUCUAAAUGCUUAAAUUCUAAAGUUUACUUUAUAGUAUAGUUUUAGUUUUGUAUUUAUUAAAUCUGAUUGUACUUUAAAAUGCAAUACUAAUGUAAUGUACAUUGAAAAACAUUCAGGUGAUUAAAAAAAAAGACCAAACUUGGGGUCCACAGUA
This is a messenger RNA of Megalobrama amblycephala (Wuchang bream), 3106 nucleotides long. It is a transcript of the gene adam28, whose product is annotated as ADAM metallopeptidase domain 28. Gene Ontology annotation, molecular function: metalloendopeptidase activity. The record is from RefSeq and is a predicted model, not a curated record. Lineage: Eukaryota; Metazoa; Chordata; Actinopteri; Cypriniformes; Xenocyprididae. The transcript is spliced from 22 exons. Gene Ontology annotation, cellular component: plasma membrane. The coding region runs from base 141 to 2435 and encodes 764 amino acids. Gene Ontology annotation, biological process: proteolysis.